This is a messenger RNA of Closterium sp. Naga37s-1, 1944 nucleotides long. Lineage: Eukaryota; Viridiplantae; Streptophyta; Zygnematophyceae; Desmidiales; Closteriaceae. The record is from the annotation of a GenBank genome assembly.
AUGACUCUGGCGCGACCACUACCGCCGUGCGCGCAUCCCUCACAUUCUCGGCAGUCUGUAUGGGCGGCAGCGAUUGGCAUCUUGCUGCUGGCAGGAGCUCGAGCUGCUGUAGCACAGACAGGUGACCACGUCAGUAAGAGUGCCGUCACAGUAGCUGAUUCUACCUCAAACAAAGCUUCUCCUAACGGGAACGUUAGCAGCAGCAGCCUUGUGAGGAAUGCGGCAGGUGGUGCAACAAAGAAAGUGGUUGGUGGCGAGGGAGAAGAGGGAGAAGGAGAGGUGGGGAGAGGGCAGGAGGGAGAGAGGAGGGAGUUGAGAGGGGGGCAGGGUGGGGAAGAGCAGGGGAGGGAGGAGGAGAGGGAGGGUGCGGAGGAGGAGGCGGAGAUGGGUCGGGCGUACAGCCGGUGGGUGGAGAAGCCGGCAAGCCUGAGCGUGCCUCUUAGAGUGGUGGCACUCAGAGGCACAGUGGCGAGCAUGUGGCGCAAGGACUUCCUGCUAUCCCAGUCGGGCCUGGCGAAGCUCACAGUGGACGUGCGCCCCUCCCACGCCGCCAUCGCCUCCGACCUCCUCGCCCCGCUCCCCACCACCACCACCACCACCACCACCACCACCACGCCCGCCGCCGCCCCCUCUCCCUCCGCCGCCCCGUCGUCUGUCCCCUCCACGGGGCAGAAGAAGGCCUGGGGGAAGAAGGGCCGCGCACAACCAUCCCUGCGCUCCGCUGCCGCUGCUGACGUUGUCACUGUAGGGGACAGGUGGCUCAAGGAGCUGAUAGCGCGCGGAGCCCUGCUGCCUCUGGAUGGCGUGGAGCGAUCUGAUUGGUUCAAAGCCCUGGGACCCACGUGGCUGAGGCUGCUCGACCGCACCCCCUCCGGCCACCUAACCCUUCCAGACGUGCGCACCAGCAGCAGCGCCACCACCACCAGCACCAGUGGCAGCAGCAGCAGGGAGGGCGGGGAGGGGGCGGUGAGGGGCAAGGUGUACGCAGUGCCGUACCGCAUGGGGUACCUGGCAGUGGCGUGGCGGCCCGACAGACUGCAGCAGCAAGGCGUCAAGCCCAUCCAGGUAGGGCGGGGGGACGGGAGAGGAAGGAGCCUCGUCCUCCUUUCUGUGUCGUCUUACCCAUGCACUAAUCUCGACCCAACAUUCUCCUCCAUCCACCCUCUCCUUUUCCUCUUCUCCUCUCCCACCACCACCCUCUGCCAACCCCUCUUUAUGCCCUUUUCUUUAAACCCCUUCCCUCCCACCACCGCCGCCCAUCCCUCUCCAUUCCUCCACCCCUCUCCAUCCCUCUCCAUCCUUCAUCAGACGUGGAACGAUCUCUGGCAGCCAGCACUGCGCGGACAGGUGGCAGUAAUUGAUUCGCCAAGAGAGCUGCUCGCAGUGACGAUGAGGUCGCUAGGAGCGUCGUUCAACGCGCACAGCCCGCUGGACGCGCAUGUGCCGGGAGGCAUGCCCGCUCUCAAGGCCAGGUGGCAAGCCCUCCUGCACCAGAUUCGCGUGUGUGACAGCAGCAACUACCUCAAGGCCUUUCAGGCAUCAGACGUGCUAGUGGUGGUGGGGUGGUCCUCGGACCUGCUCCCCUUCGCCCGUCGCAACAACAACAUCACCGUCGCCGCGCCUGCUGACGGCACCCUCCUCUUUGCCGACCUAUGGGCCGUGCCCGCUACAGCGCGCUACAACAUCCCCAAGGCUGCUUGGCGCAACCGCGGGCCCUCGCCACUCAUUGGGCAGUGGAUGAAGUUUUGCCUGCAGCCCGCCCGGGCAGUGCCCCUGGAGCGGGAAAUCUUCUCGGCCUUCUCCCCCACAGCAGAGCUGAACCAAGUGCUGCUGGGGGACAAGAAGGGGGGAGGGGCGGCACAGGGGCAGACGAUGCAGGGCCGGGUGAAGCAGGCGAUUGAGGCUGUUGGACUGGCGUUGGAUAAGGUGUGGAGAAGAGGGUGA